Molecule: messenger RNA, 935 nt
Organism: Scleropages formosus (Asian bonytongue)
Lineage: Eukaryota; Metazoa; Chordata; Actinopteri; Osteoglossiformes; Osteoglossidae
Product: dynein light chain 2, cytoplasmic
Exons: 3
Coding region: 288-557 (89 amino acids)
Biological process (GO): microtubule-based process
Cellular component (GO): cytoplasmic dynein complex
Molecular function (GO): dynein intermediate chain binding
Source: RefSeq, a predicted model, not a curated record
UGCGGGCAGAGAGGAGCUGGAGAAGAAUGCAUGCGGCUCGCGGGGAGAGGCCGCCUCUCGACCAAUGGGAAUGACGGCUUCGUGCGGCAGUGCGGAGGGUGGGGGGAGGUAUUUUAACGGGGCAGAAACCCGCAGAUCAGCCACAAGCAAAUUGUAACAGCAGUCGAGUCACCCGUGGAAGCGGCUAAGGUGUAACGCGAGUUAGCAGCAACAGCGGCGGUGGGGAAAACCGGUAUCAUCCGGGAAGCCACACUGAUUGAAGAAACAAACGUUCAACAAAGGGCAUCAUGACUGACAGAAAGGCUGUGAUCAAGAAUGCUGACAUGUCUGAGGACAUGCAGCAGGAUGCAGUGGACUGUGCCACACAGGCGAUGGAAAAGUACAACAUUGAAAAAGACAUCGCCGCCUACAUUAAAAAGGAGUUCGACAAGAAGUACAACCCCACAUGGCACUGCAUUGUGGGCCGGAAUUUCGGCAGCUACGUAACGCACGAAACCAAACACUUCAUCUACUUCUACCUGGGUCAGGUGGCUAUCCUGCUGUUCAAGUCUGGCUAAACCAUAGAUGACUGACAUGAGGGAGCUUCCUGCCCCUCCCACCUGGACUGAUGCACUGAUGGCUAAUGCUUCACCUCCUCCAUAUACACACUUAAUACACACAGAGGGGAGGGGGGGGGGGAGAGCAAAGACGCACUAUUUAAAAAAGGAAAAAAAAAAAAAACUGGCUGUGCGCAAAUGCAUGGACGGUGUACAAUAUUUGACGUGAAUAUGUUGCAGUAAAAAUCUUGCUUUUUAGUUGCUGGAAAAUAAGCAACAAGAGGAGAUUUUUGUUAAUGCUUUUUACUUUUAUUUUGUUAUUGCACUCAAGUUGUAUAAAAUGCUUUGAAAGUGGCCUUUAAGUGAAUAAUAAAGAAUAGUUCUACACUUAUUUCAAAA